UCCUUUGGCAGCUUCUUUCUACAGAAUGAAGAUCUUUUACUAUCUUCUUCAUUUUCUCUGUUAUAUGACCUUCAUUCUACCAGCCAUAUGUACCUUGGUGGAUCCUGAACGAUGCUCAAAAAUGUACGGUCAAUGUAGAACACGUUGUUAUAAAAUUGAAAAGCAAAUUGAUAUAUGCUACUCACCAAGUAAGAUAUGCUGCAUUCAGAGGGCGUUUGAAGAAGAUUUAUCUUGAAAAGGAAGAUGUACCUCUGACCAAAGAUGCAAUGUGUGCACCAGUACAGAGAGGUGUAGGAAUGUAAUUAGAAGGUCUGUAAUAAACAAAUACAUAAGCUGAUAUCACUAUUCUCCUUUGUAGAUGUUAAUUACAUUUUCAAUGGAAUGAGGUAGGAUCUUCUAAUCUUCUCAGGGCUGGAGCUUUAAUAGAAGCAUAUUUCAUAUUAAUUUCUUAUCAUGAAUGCCAUGUUUGCAUCCAUGUAGGAUGAUUUUUGAUGUGUCAGUGGUUUACCUAAAUGUACACAGUUGAACAUUUCCCAACUUAACUACAACUUCACUACAAAUUUAAUUCAUGAAAAUUAAUACUCAUAGGCUUAUCAGUUGUCUAAAUAAUCACGUUAUUGACUUGAAGAGAUAGGAAACUUAAGUACAAGAUGAAUGCUAGAGCUUCAGUAGAGCAUGGUGAUGCUCACUGGCCUUCUGCCUCUUCUCCCAAGGUCCUUUUCAUUCAAAAAGACAUAUUAUUUUAAUACUAUCUCAUGCUGAUACACUUGACCCUGGAACAACACAGAUUGGAACUGCGAGGUCUAC
Molecule: messenger RNA, 807 nt
Organism: Phacochoerus africanus (Common warthog)
Lineage: Eukaryota; Metazoa; Chordata; Mammalia; Artiodactyla; Suidae
Gene: DEFB114
Product: defensin beta 114
Exons: 2
Coding region: 26-235 (69 amino acids)
Biological process (GO): innate immune response
Cellular component (GO): extracellular region
Source: RefSeq, a predicted model, not a curated record